Messenger RNA from Pediculus humanus corporis (human body louse), 597 nucleotides. RefSeq names its product Peflin, putative. Bases 1 to 597 code for a protein of 198 amino acids. Gene Ontology annotation, molecular function: calcium ion binding. NCBI's taxonomy places the organism in Eukaryota, Metazoa, Arthropoda, Insecta, Psocodea, Pediculidae. The transcript is spliced from 4 exons. Gene Ontology annotation, biological process: COPII vesicle coat assembly. The record is from RefSeq and is a predicted model, not a curated record.
AUGUCCUAUGUAAGUACUAUUCACCAUCGGAGUCCGUCUCAAUUAAGUUAUCCUAACUUACCUGGGGGAUAUGGUGGUUACGGUACAGCAGAUCCAGAAAUUCAACAAUGGUUCAACGCAGUGGAUGUCGAUAGAUCUGGUAAAAUAACCGCGAAAGAACUUCAAAGCGCACUUGUUAACGGACAAGGGAAAAAUUUUAAUUUGCCAGUUUGCGAAUUAUUAAUAAGUAUGUUCAGUAAAGAUCAAUCUGGUACAGUAAAUGUCGAUGAAUUUCAGCAUCUUUAUAAAUUUGUUAAUCAGUGGUUGCAAACAUUCAAAUCGUUCGAUAAAGAUCAAAGCGGAGUUAUUGAAGAAGAAGAAGUGUCACAAGCUUUUCAACAAAUGGGUUACAGGUUUUCAAAUGAGUUUAUUAAAUUUUUGAUAGGAAGAGCUGAUAAAGUAGCUAAAAAGAGGAUAUCAGUUGAUCAGUUUAUUUUAGUUUGCAUACAAAUUCAAAGAUUUACCGAUGCAUUCCGUGUAAGAGAUACAGAAAUGAAAGGUGUCAUUACCGUAAGCUUUGAAGAUUUUCUCACAGUUGCUCUAAGUUGUUCAUCUUAA